This is a messenger RNA of Sphenostylis stenocarpa, 612 nucleotides long. The record is from the annotation of a GenBank genome assembly. NCBI's taxonomy places the organism in Eukaryota, Viridiplantae, Streptophyta, Magnoliopsida, Fabales, Fabaceae.
AUGGAAGCUUUGUGGGAUUUGGAAGACAAACUGAAGGUUUCAACACUAGGUGCUGUUCUUCUACUUGCAUGUGCAAGCUUUGCUCUUGUGUGUCUUUGCAUUGUGGUUAUACUCAGAAGGAAGGUCAUGAACAAUAAGAUUGUGCACCAAGAGGGUGUUUUAGAUGAUGAGAAUGAAAAUGAUGGCACAACUACUAAUACUAAUACUAUUGUUACUGUUACUGCUACCCCUACAGAAUGGUCAGAACCAAGUUGUGUAGGGUGGAUUUCAGUGAAGAGGGUCUUGAUGGGGUCAAUGUUGUGGAGCAAGGCAAGCAAAUUGGAGGAGAACAUUGCAUGGCAGAGAGAAAGGGGAUCUCCAUUACUUGGCUUACAAAGGCAGGGUCUUGAAAGUGGGUGGCAAAGCCAUAACUCUGAAUCUCCAGUGUGGCAAAGACCAAUACUAAGAGGGGAGAAGUGUGAGUUGCCAAGGUUUAGUGGUCUCAUUCUCUAUGACGAAAAAGGAAGACUUCUUCGAGAUUCUUCAGAGAAUGAAACUCACCAUUUCAUGGAAAUUUCACAACAGGAAGUACGAAAUGUUACUGUGAGGACUACUCUAAGAGAUUUACUUUAG